Molecule: messenger RNA, 1284 nt
Organism: Camelina sativa (false flax)
Lineage: Eukaryota; Viridiplantae; Streptophyta; Magnoliopsida; Brassicales; Brassicaceae
Source: RefSeq, a predicted model, not a curated record
UUGUCUUUGAUAAUCGAGCCAUUGAAAAAAAAAACAAAAUUGUUUUUUAAUGUUUUUUUCUUCUUUUUGGGUAAAAGAAAGUUUCUUCUUUUGCUGCAACUUGGAAAAAAAUUUCGAUUUCUCGAGAGAGAGAUAUAAGAGAGAGGGAAGGAGAUCACACAAAAAAGACUUUAAAUUUGUGAAACAAUUUUAUUUUUAGGGUUUUGUUUGAUUUUAUCUUUUCUCUCUUUUCUCUUUGUUUAGAGAAGGAAAAAAAAAAAACAAAAAAUGAAACUUCUGGGUUUGUUCUUCUUGCUGUUUAAUCUGUUUGUGUUUUCAUUUUCUCGGAAACUUCUUGUAACACCAAAGAUUGGUGGUGGUCUUCACGACGACGAAGCUGCUCUGUUGUUGAAGCUGAAGAGUAGUUUCUCUGAUCCAAAUGGACUUCUUUCUAGUUGGGUUUCCGACAGCUCAUCAAACCAUUGUUCUUGGUACGGUGUUGUCUGCAACUCUGAUUCGAGAGUCGUCUCUUUGAUUCUCAGAGGCUGUGAUGAGGUGGAAGGUGGUGGUAGUAGUAGUAGUCGUAGUCUUCAUUCCCCUGAUUUGUCUUCUUGUUCAAGAAGAAGACUUGGCGGUGAGAUCUCUCCAGUUGUGGGAGGUUUGUCUGAAAUUAGGGUUUUGUCUCUUGCUUUCAAUGAUCUGAGAGGUGAGAUUCCAGAGGAGAUUUGGGGGUUGGAGAAACUAGAGAUUCUUGAUCUUGAAGGUAACAGCUUUCUCGCUGGGGUUAGGGUUCUUGAUCCGUUGAAAAAAAAUGGAUUUUCAAGUUUCUUAAGCAAUGUUGUUUCUAGGAGGAGACUUAUGAGUUAUGAGGAUGAAGACGAAGUUGGUCCAAGCUCAGCUGCUGAUGAUUCCUCUGAUAAAUCUGGAUUGUAUCCGAUUGAGAUUGCUUCGAUUGUGUCAGCUUCAGUAAUUGUCUUUGUGCUUCUCGUUCUUGUGCUCUUGUUCAUCUACACGAAGAGAUGGAAACGAAACUCUCAGAUUCGUGUUGAUGAGAUCAAGGAGAUUAAAGUGUUUGUGGACAUUGGUAUCCCUCUGACGUAUGAGAUCAUUGUUAGAGCUACUGGUUACUUCAGCAACUCUAACUGUAUUGGUCAUGGUGGUUUUGGUUCGACUUAUAAAGCAGAGGUGUCUCCAACGAAUGUGUUUGCUGUUAAAAGACUCUCUGUUGGGAGGUUUCAAGGAGAUCAACAGUUUCAUGCUGAGAUCUCGGCUCUUGAAAUGGUUAGGCAUCCGAAUCUUGUUAUG